CUCUGUGGUAGUUGUGUGUGUCUGGUUGUGACCUUCUUGUUGGUUUUGGAAUUUUUCUUGGCUUUAAAGUUGUGUGUUACGGUCUGUGUGAAAAAACUGUUCUACUAAAUGGUGAUAGUAAUCUUGAAGGUUCUGAGUUUGGCCAGUUACAUACUUGUUAAUUAAUAAUGUCUUGAAUACGUCGUUCUGGCAGAAGAUCUUCUGCGGAUUGCUGUCCAGUCAGAUUCAACUAUUUGUUAUGAAACAUGGUCUUAGAAAAUUUAUGGGUUGACUCGGGUGAAGUUAGUGAAACUCCCGUAGACAUACAUUCAUUACCUGCUGCGCCCCCAGAGAGUAUGUCUUUAUUUGGAACUCCACCGUACCCUCCAAUAGGUGAUGAUUUGUCAUCAACAUCACAUGACAGAACUUCAAGUUCAUCCCAGAAAGACCUUUCUCGUGUUCACACAGAGACAGGUGAUGGAUAUGAAGAGGAGGAUGAUGAAGACUUAAAUGACAGGUAUAUUGACUGGAAUGAUACAUCCUCUAAAUUAAAAUGUGAUGAUGAUGAUGGAACUGAAUACAGCAACACUAUGUGGUCGGGUACAUUUGGUCCAUUCAAUGUUGACUACAUGAAAUGUGGAAGCUCUUUAGACAGAGUAAUUCAACAGGCCUCCAUGCCAUCAGCCCCUCCACCUCCCUCUCCUACUUUUCCAGAAGAUGAAAAUGGAUCAUUAUGCCUACCACUCGGGCUUGAUACACUCUUAUCAAAUGGAGAUCCUUUAGAGGAUGUCAAGGAUUCUGCUGCAGUCCCUGGUGUAUGUGGUCUAAGAAAUUUGGGGAAUACUUGCUUUAUGUCAGCUGGUCUUCAGUGUCUUUCAAACACACCUACUAUUUUGCAUUAUUUUGGUGCACGGCCCCUGUUGGAUAAAUUACCAGCUGAAUCUUUAACAGCUCAGUUUUCUGCUCUUCUUCAACGGAUGUGGAGUGGGGAAAACCGUGUUGUGCACCCAAUUGAGUUUAAACAAGCUCUAGGUGUCCAUUUUCCUCAAUUUCAGGAUUAUAGACAGCAUGACUGCCAGGAAUUUCUUGCAUUGCUGCUGGAUAGUCUUCAUGAACAGCUUAACUCGGCUGGGCAAGCAAGUCCACAAAAUCCUGACCAGGCUCGAUCACUUGAUAGAUUUAGCAGUUCCUCACUUUCUCACAGUUCAGAAAGCUCAGGAGACACUCAAAGUACAUUUAGAAUUCAACCUAUUCCUGAGAAUGUUGCUCCCUUUCGUUUAGCUGAAUUAUCUAGUACUCUGAAUGUCAACAAUCAGGCUAUCAACUUGUCAUGUAGGAAAGAAAAAAAUGAGUUGGCAAUGCAAGUCAAUUGUACAACAAAUGGUGCUCACUUGCAUGGAUUGCAAGAUAUUCUGAAAGAUGCUAAAACCUCGAAUGUGAAUGUAUUAGUUGAAGAACAAGAUGCUAAUAACUCAAUACGUUUUGACUCUGAUAAGUUUCCUCGACAUGAUGCAGCGAAAGGAAGAGAACUUACAAAUCCAAAUUUAUUAGAAACUUAUGAUUUUGAUAACAAAUCAGUUAGUGUGAAACGUAUCAAAGAUACCAAUCUAACCCAGGAGCAGAGAGAUUGUGAAAAUGCUGAGUCAGGAGGGCUGGACCUUAAAAGAAUAAAGUUAACAGAACAAAACAACUGCCAAAAAGACCAUUUCAACUCAAUCAUGGAUGGAACAGAGGCAGUUAAUGAAGCUCCUGAAAGUACAAAGCAAAUUAAUAAUGAAACAAAUUCACAAUUUUCCAAGAAUACAACAAGGAGUGUUGUGGAUUGUCCAUCAACAGAUUCUUCAUCUUCAACACAACUGACUGAUACUGAAGACUGUGUGGCAAUGGAAUCUUUUCCAGAGAACAAUGAUAACCACAUUGCUCAUCAUAAUGGAAAUGUUGCCAGUCCAAAGGAAGAUGUCAAUGCUGACCACCAUUGGGAGAAACAUUUGUCAUCCAAUAGAAGCUGUGUAGCUGAUACAUUUUUAGGACAAUUUAAAAGCACAGUGGUUUGCUCUGAAUGCAAACACAUCUCUGUUACCUACGAACCGUUUAUGUAUCUUUCUGUACCUUUACCUCAUGCCAUGGAAAGACAAAUAUGUUUAACUUAUGUUCCCUUAGAGACUCGUCCUAUUGUAAAAGUUCUUCUUACAAUGAACAAACAGGAUAAAGUUCGCCAUCUCAGAGAUGCAAUUAUUGCAUUGCGUUUAAAAGAAGGACAUGUUCUUGAUGACGGUGUUACUUUAGUGUUAGCAGAAGUGUUUGAUCAUCACAUUGCAAAGUUUCUCGAUGAUAUAACACCAUUACGAUAUGUAAAUGACACAAAUAGAACAAUUUAUGCUUUGGAAGUAGUUCCUCCACCAGCUUGGUUUGAAAGAACCAAGCAACCAAGUGAAUGCAUGGAGUUGAUUGAUGUACCUGACCCUUUGGAGGAAGAUCUUCCUGUACUAGGUUGUGAACCUCCACCUUUAUCAGUUGAUUCUGAGACUGGAGAAGCUCUUGAAAGCCUUGAUGAUAAGCUUACCGCUGAUUCAGCUGGUGUCUCAGAUCAUGAAGUAACUUCAAGUGAUGAUGAAGACUUGGUAGAUAAGUCAGGAAGUCCCCCUUCAGGGCUCCCAUCUUGCCGUCCUAUAUUUUCACGACAUUCUUCGAUCAGGGUAGAUGUUGUGGCUGAAUCUUACAGCAGUUGCGACAGAGGUGAUGAUUGGAAGAGUUGUGCAAUAUGCUUGGAGGAAAUGAACAAAGACAUGAGAAGGCAUGUAGGUUGUGAAUGUGUUCUCUGUGAAGGAUGUAUUGAGAAUGCUUGCAAACACAAUGGCAGUUCGGACACAAUGCCAUGCCCUAUGUGUAAUCAAAUUGUUAAACCCAAUUCAGAAUUUGUUCGCAUUGAUAAAUUUAUUUCAUCUAAGCCUGCUGUACGGCUUUUGAACGUACCUGUUGUGUUCAGAUUAGAUACCGAAGGAGAUGGAAAUAAUAAUCAGAAAUCCUUAAAACUUUUUGGCCAUCCUAAUGUUUUGAAGCUGCCAAGUGCAAUGCCAGCAACUGAGCUGGCUUCAAUUAUUAAAAGACUGGUUCAUUCUGAUGAUAGUUACACAAUUCUCACUGUCGAUGGUGUUGGUUAUCAUUGCUCUCGCUGUCUGUACACAAAGCAUUGCCGUGGUUGUCCUGUUCCUACUGAUGGAGAAAUUUUGUUACGUCCUGUUGAUACUCUUGCUGUUCGUUUCACGGAAAACAUAACUGAGUCUCAACCCAUUAAUCAUCCCAGUGUGCAAGACAUGAGGAGCCAUGACCCUCUCUCCCUAUAUGACUGUUUAAAAGCAUUUAGUGAAAGUGAACUACUUGAUGAGCAUAAUCCAUGGUUCUGUCCUGUUUGUCAAAAGAAUCAGUGUGCAACAAAAACACUUUCUGUUUGGCGCUAUCCAGAUUUUCUGAUUGUUUAUUUGAAGAGGUUUGUCUUUCAUAAUGGGAUGAGCACAAAGUUGGAUAACAAGGUGACCUACCCUCUUAAUGGUCUUUUAGUAAAUGCACCUUCAAGCAACCAUCAGGUUUCUCCUCACAUUUACAACUUAUACGCGUGUGUUUGUCACUAUGGAGGUGUCUCAGCGGGUCAUUACACUGCCUAUGCUAAACAUCCUGUCAGUUCUGACUGGCACAAUUUUAAUGAUGAUACUGUAAAUCAUCAAAAACCUCAAGAGGAGGACUAUAGCAAUGCAUACAUUCUGUUUUAUCAAAAGCAAGGUGCUGCUUUUCCAGAACUGAAUUUAGAGGAGCCAAUGAAGCCAAACAUUGAUCACUUAAUAGAAAGGCUGGAUUCCACCAUGGACCAAGAUCUGAACCAAGACUCAGGUUAAAGUAGUUUUCUUGUUUUUUUUUUUCUUUAAUCUUUUUGGAAAAAGCAGAGACAUGAUGUACAAUUACAUAAUGUUUAUGAUAGAAUUGUAAUUGUCUAAGCAAAACUUUCCUAAUGUAAUGAAAUUGUAUGGUCUUGUUUUUAUGCUUAAUAUUCAAGCUUGAUGUACUGUUGUUUCAUGUUAUUACGUCAUCACUUAUAUUUUAGGAGUAUGUACCUAAUGUUUCCGUUUACUUGUGUUGAGAGAAAUUUCAAUGAAAUUGAAGUGACUAGGUACACGUUUGUUUAAACAGGAUGAUCUAUUCAUUAUCGUUUGUCAGUUUCAUACUUUGUUAGUAAACAGUAAUGUUUCCCUGUAAUCGUAUCUAUUAAUGUCUAUCUUGAAUACUUAGUAUUUUAUUCAUACACUAAUUGGACCCUCUCAAAGAAAUUUUUCAUUUGGUAAUUGCUAUUAUUGCUGUUUUUGUUUUUUUGUUUUGUUCUAAAAAUAAUAAAAUCAGAAAUGUUCAUUUAGUUGGUUUACAUUAAUGUAUUGGUGUUAUGCUGGUUUUGGUGUGAUUUGUGACAGGUAUUUUCUGCUAAGAUUUCCACCUGCCUGAUCUAUUCAAUAUUUUUUAAUCAAUCAGUAUUCUAUGUUGAUCUUUGGCCAAUUUCGUGCUUUAUGUCUGAAGGAAAGUUGUCUUUCUCAGUUUAUCACUGCCUAAAUCUUUUUAUUUUGCUGACUGCUUUACUGUAUUCAGAAUCUUCAUCGAUUUUCUGAUCAGUUUCAAUUCAGGUAGUAGUUACUGAAAGAAAGCAGUUCUGCAAAGCUGCCCCUGUGAGAUUUGAGUAAUUUUACUUUUUCUGCCAGGUCACUUUCAAUUUCUUUCCAGGAUGCAAGUGAAAGUACCUUCAUUUCUGUCAUGUGCUUUGAACAUUAAAUGAAAUUCAAGCUUCCUCUCUAUUUCCUACUAUUAUUUUAAUGUGUAAUUGUUAUAUUAUGUUCUAGAUCUUUUUUUAAAUGUUUCUUUAAUUUGCAUUGAAAUUUUAUAAUUGCACAGGUACUUGUUUGUAUCUAGUGAAAUUGUUCUUAAGGUGUUUCAUUAAAAAAAAUAUAUAAGCCUGCUGCAAUCAUUCUAAUAGUAACUUUUUGAGUAGUUUACUCACAAUGAGGGAGUAUACUUUGCAUGCAUCUUCUGAAGGGCUCUUGUGAUGGAUGAAGCUUGCUUGUAACAUGAUCAUCAGUUUUAGAUGUGGAAGACAAAAUAUUAGGCUCAUUUAUCUGAAAUUUAUAUCAUCUUACUUGUCAAAACGCUUUUUUCAUUGUUUAUGCCUUACACUCCAGAUCAGAGGUAACAAAAUGUCAAUUUUUUUGUUUUUUUAAUGUAAAGGAAGUUUAAUACUUUGAGCAGUCAAUUUAAUAAUGUUUUCUCUGCUUUUAUUGUAGUUGGGUAGUGGAAAGCAGAACAAAAAAAAACCCUUCAGAAACGGGUUUGAUUUGAAAAUACUAUUUUACUUUUCCAGGAAUUUGUAUUGUAAGUUUUUUAAUGUCCUGUUCUCUUUUGUCAUUUUGUAUGAUUUAAUGUACUUACUACUGUACCACAGAGUGGCAUUUGACAUCAGUUGCAAGUCUGUGAUAUCAUAUCUGUGUGUCUAAUAGUUUCUGAGUAAAGGAGACAAUGAAAUGUA
This is a messenger RNA of Frankliniella occidentalis (western flower thrips), 5536 nucleotides long. RefSeq lists its product as uncharacterized. Bases 246 to 3869 code for a protein of 1207 amino acids. The record is from RefSeq and is a predicted model, not a curated record. NCBI's taxonomy places the organism in Eukaryota, Metazoa, Arthropoda, Insecta, Thysanoptera, Thripidae. Gene Ontology annotation, molecular function: cysteine-type deubiquitinase activity. Gene Ontology annotation, biological process: protein deubiquitination. The transcript is spliced from 19 exons.